Molecule: messenger RNA, 336 nt
Organism: Cantharellus anzutake
Lineage: Eukaryota; Fungi; Basidiomycota; Agaricomycetes; Cantharellales; Hydnaceae
Exons: 3
Coding region: 1-336 (111 amino acids)
Source: RefSeq, a predicted model, not a curated record
AUGAAUUGCAACAAACUUUUGAAUCAGCAAGAUUUCAUACAGCUCCUUGAUUGGGAAGAACAUGGCUACUACGCAUCAGAGCUGUUGCCAAUGAUUCACCAGAUUUUCCCACCAGCAGUGCCCCCAUCUGCUCAGCCAUCCACCCCAGCACAAAGCAAUACUGUGGUUCAGCCUUGCACAAAACAAUGUGGCAACUGCAAGAAUAUGGCCACAAUGCUUGAACUUGCCCUGAACCAUGCAAGAAUUGUCACCAGAGUGGUCAUACUAAGAUCCAUUGUCCAAACAAGGAAAAUUCUUCUGCUUGAUCAAUCUCCUGCCCAGGACAUUGUUAAUUAA